Molecule: messenger RNA, 7161 nt
Organism: Antechinus flavipes (yellow-footed antechinus)
Lineage: Eukaryota; Metazoa; Chordata; Mammalia; Dasyuromorphia; Dasyuridae
Gene: FOXP4
Product: forkhead box P4
Exons: 17
Coding region: 406-2454 (682 amino acids)
Biological process (GO): regulation of transcription by RNA polymerase II
Cellular component (GO): nucleus
Molecular function (GO): RNA polymerase II cis-regulatory region sequence-specific DNA binding; DNA-binding transcription repressor activity, RNA polymerase II-specific
Source: RefSeq, a predicted model, not a curated record
GGGCCGGGGGCGGGGACGCCGGGGUCCGGAGGAGCCGAGAGGAGCGGAGGACGCGAGAAGGAGAAGAGGCGAGCGAGCUGAGCGGGGAGCGAGGAGCCAGAGCCCGAAAGGGAGCCGGAGCCCAAGCCCAAACCCGAGCCCAAGCGGGAGCCGCCCCCUCCAGUGCGAUGCCCCGAAGGGGCUAGGGCGCCGGGCGCCGGAACCUAGAGCCGAGCGGGGCUGCCCCGGGGGGAGGGGGAGGCGGCGGAGCCCGAGCCGGAGGAGCCGGAGCAGCUGCAGGAGCAGUAGGCAGCGGCUGCAGGGCCGGGGCAGCGGCCGGAGCGAGAGCCCCAUGCCCCGGGCGGGCUGAGGGAUCCGAAAUCCAUAGUGGAACCUCGGAACCCGGACAGGUCCCGCUAGAGCGACAUGAUGGUGGAAUCCGCUUCGGAGACAAUCAGGUCGGCCCCGUCCGGUCAGAACGGAGUCAGCAGUCUCUCCAGCCAGAGCGACGGUGGCGGUGGUGGCGCUGGAGCCGCAGGAACUGUGACAGGAGCAGGAGGCGGAGGAGGAGCGGGGAGGGAUGGAGGAGCCGGCGGGGAGAGCAACGGCGAGAUGAGCCCUGUGGAGCUCUUGCACUUUCAGCAGCAACAGGCUCUCCAAGUAGCCCGGCAGUUCCUGCUACAGCAAGCCUCAGGCCUGAGCUCUCCUGGGAACAAUGACAACAAGCAGUCGGCAGUACAGGUGCCGGUGUCUGUGGCCAUGAUGUCUCCACAGAUGAUUACUCCCCAGCAGAUGCAGCAAAUUCUGUCACCUCCUCAGCUUCAGGCCCUGCUGCAACAGCAACAGGCCAUCAUGCUUCAACAGUUACAGGAAUAUUACAAGAAACAACAAGAGCAGCUUCAUUUACAGCUCCUUACCCAGCAGCAAGCUGGGAAACAGCAACCCAAAGAGGCACUUGGGAACAAGCAGCUGGCCUUCCAGCAACAGCUUCUCCAGAUGCAGCAGCUGCAACAGCAGCACCUGCUGAACCUGCAGAGACAGGGUCUGGUCAGUCUGCAACCCAGCCAGGCAACAGGACCCCUCCAAACUCUCCCACAAGCCGUGUGCCCAUCUGACCUGCCCCAGCUGUGGAAGGGCGAUGGUGCAGCUGCCCAGCCGGCUGAAGACAGCGUGAAACAGGAGGGGCUGGACCUCACCACAGCAGCAGCCACCGCUACCUCGUUUGCUCCCCCUAAGGUCUCACCCCCCCUCUCCCACCACACCCUACCCAAUGGGCAACCCACUGUGCUCACACCUCGACGAGACAGCUCCUCACACGAGGAUACCCCUGGCUCCCAUCCCCUCUACGGUCAUGGGGAGUGCAAGUGGCCAGGCUGUGAGACCCUUUGUGAAGACCUGGGGCAGUUUGUCAAACACCUCAACACAGAACAUGCACUUGACGACAGAAGCACAGCUCAGUGCCGGGUCCAGAUGCAGGUUGUCCAGCAGCUGGAGAUACAGCUAGCCAAGGAGAGCGAGCGACUACAGGCGAUGAUGGCCCAUCUGCACAUGAGGCCUUCAGAGCCCAAGCCCUUUAGCCAGCCGCUGAACCUGGUGUCAGGCUCCUCACUCUCCAAGGUGACUGUCUCAGCAGCUGAUUCAUUCCCGGACGGCCUCGCCCACCCCCCCACCUCAGCUGCCGCCCCCGUUACUCCCUUACGUCCCCCUGGCCUCAGCUCUGCUACUCUGCACAGUGGGGGCCCUGCCCGCAGGAGGAGUAGUGACAAGUUCUGCACCCCCAUCUCCUCCGAACUGGCCCAAAAUCACGAGUUCUACAAGAAUGCAGAUGUCCGACCUCCCUUUACCUAUGCGUCCCUCAUCCGACAGGCCAUCCUGGAGACCCCUGAUAGGCAGCUUACUCUGAAUGAAAUCUACAACUGGUUCACCAGGAUGUUCGCCUAUUUCCGGAGGAAUACAGCCACCUGGAAGAAUGCUGUCCGACACAACCUGAGCCUACACAAGUGUUUUGUACGAGUAGAGAACGUCAAGGGCGCCGUGUGGACGGUGGAUGAGCAUGAGUACCAAAAGCGGAGACCGCCAAAGAUGACAGGGAGCCCAACUCUGGUGAAGAACAUGAUCUCGGGCCUCAGUUACGGAGCACUUAACGCCAGCUAUCAGGCCGCCCUGGCCGAGAGCAGCUUUCCCCUCCUCAACAGCCCAGGCAUGCUGAACCCCGGCUCCACCAGCAGCCUCCUGCACCUCGGACACGAGGACGUGAGCAGUACUGUAGAGCCCCUCACCAGCAACGGUAGCAUCAGCCCCCCGCGCCUCUCCCCACCCCAGUACAGUCACCAGGUACAGGUGAAGGAAGAGCCAGCUGAAGCAGAGGAGGACGGUCGGCCUGGGCCCACCCUGGGCCCCACCAACCCCAACACUGGGGCUCCCCCAGAAGACAGGGACCCUGAAGAGGAUCUGCCUGGGGAGGAACUGUCGUAAAGGCCUCUGGGGGAGGGGCAAGCAGGAACGAAGGGGUGAACAUCUCUCCUUCCCCCCUCAGGAGACCCCUCCUCAGGCUCUCACCUUCCCCUCCACUCUACAGUCCCCUCCACCCCACCUCAAGGCACUUCCAGGACAGCAGAUUGGGGUGAGGGCUUCUAUGCCGUCCCACCUGUGACUCUGGACAGACUCUCCCUGGCAGAGAUGGCCCCUGCCCCCUCCUUUGACCUUUGCUUCUUGCCCCAAGACCAGUGACCGGUGGUUUGGAACUGGUGGAAGAGCCAGGAGAGUGUGGACCCCCAGUCCCCGACUUCAGUGUGUGUCCAAGUCCCCCUCCCCUCCGCCUCCUCCCAUCCAUUCUGUCACCAUGACCACCACCAGCAGGACUCUCCCGCCACCUUUGCUUUCUGCCCCCCUCCAACACUGAGACCCGCAGGCGGGGCUAACAAACCCCCCCAUUCCCACCAAGAGCAUCUGUCCCCUUCUUCCCCCGCCCCAACUUUGACCUCGCACCCUCUUCUCCAAGAAGCCCGGGACAAGGCACCUUGUCACAGGGUCAGAGCUAGAAGGGCCGGAUGUGAUUUAGUUUUACCCCCUCAUUUGGCAGAUGAGGAAACUGAGGCCCAAGAAGAGGGGAGUCAGAAUUUGAACCCAGGUCUUGUGAUUUCAAGUCUGGCCCAUGCUUCCCGUACUAGACGAGGCUCGCUUCUUCCAUACUGUGAAUGACCGACAUCGGCCGUGGGGAAAGGGGAGCCUGGAGCAUCUCAGACUCUACCUCCGCCGCCCCGGGACAAACCAGUUCUCCCCUCUCGGCGACCUCAGGGGUGCCCGCGGGGGCGUCGGCCCGGGCUCUGGCCCUGAAAGCGCUUCAGGAAGACUAUUGAUGGAAACCCCUGCAAGGGGAUGCGCUGCCUCCCUCACACCAUCCCCGCGCCUCUGUAUAACUAGAGACCCGACCUGCCACCUCGAGUCAGACAGGGCCCGGCCCGAUCUCGCCUGCCCCCCACCUCUCUGCCUCCUUAGGGAAGGGGCGGUACAAGGGGCUGGACGGAGAGAUAUGGGAAUAGAUGUGCCCUCGGGGAGAGGGGGAGGCGGGAAAGUGUCCCCAAGACUGGCAUUCAUGCACCCCUGGAACUGAGGGGCCUGGUCCCCACUUGUGGAGGGGAAAGUCCCCUGGCCUCCACUAGGUGUCCCCACGGAGCCCGCUGCUGUGGCUGGCGAGGGAGGGAGGGAGUGCGCCCCUCGGCCUCCACUGGCAUCAAAAGGAGGCUUGUGUUGGUGGGUCAGGCCUGGGGGUGGGGCAGAGGAGCAGGCCGGCUGCCAAGGCCGGAGGAAUGGGCUACCUCUUCCAAAGCUCUCCCUCCUAGUCCCCCUCCCACCCUCUGAGCCCCUCCAUUUCACAGCCCUCUCAACUCCCUCUCCCUUUCUUUCCCCAGUUAAACAGAUGACCAAAGACCUUUCUUAUGCCAGAAGCAGAAACCAAAACUUUUUGUUUGCUUUUUUUUCCUUUGUCACCCCUUGCCCUCCAUUCCUUAUCUGACCUUCCCCCCUCACCCCAGGCUAGAAGCUAGAAUGGGGGGGGUCCCCUCCACUUAAGUUAUUGUUUUAAACCAAAGUUGACAGUGUCUGUUGGUGGCCAUGGCUUUCUUCCACACCUGCUCUUCAGCUGCCCACAGAAGCAGCCUGGGGACAGGUUUCCCUACACACCUCACUUCUGCUCUUGUUCCCUUCUCAUCACUCUGUCCCUCAGCUGUCCUUCCCCUUCCCGUGGGAGAGGGGGAAGAGGAGGAGGGACUUGGGAUCUGAGGGAAGGAAGGGCUCGAAUGGGAGAACUCCCUUAGGCCCCCUGAGACAAUUGUGGCUGUCCCCGAGGGCCUCUAGGGGCAGGGGACAGUUACAUGUUGCUAUUCCUGCUUUUCCCCUCCCCCCUCUCCAUCCCCAGUCAGUAUUUUGUCCCAGCCGGCCAGCCAACCAUUCUUCUUUCUCACCCUCCAGUGCCCGCCCCAGGCUGGUCCCUGGUGUGCCCAUCAUCAUGUUCCUCCCCCUGCUAGGGCUGCACACACAAAGGUGGAGGGCUGGGUUCUGAGGGUUUGCUGGGGGGAGAGCCGAGGCAGGGGGAGGGGCAGCCAGCGGUCAUUCCUUCCUCCCACUGAGGGGGGCUCCAGCUUCAGGUGAAGGGCAAGAUGUCUGAUUGCCGCGCCUGACACCCACCCUACCCCUAGAUUAGUCCCUCUAACAGGGACGGGACCAGGAAGGGGUUGGAGGUGGACUUGAAGAACUGUUGUCUAGCAAGUGCCCAGUUACCACACACAGACUGUGAUCCUCACAAGUCCCUAGUGGGACUUGGGUGGCAAAAGGUCCCUGGUGCCUGUUAACCGUGAUCCUCUCCCACUUUGUUCCUUGCCCUCUGACUUGUGCAGAAAUAUUAAAUGCCCUCUGCUCUUAGGCCCUCAGUGUGUGUCACCUAGUGGGGCGGGGAUGGGCCAAGUCAGGAGGACUGAGCAUGGAGCACAAAGCGUGGGAGUGGGCACUUCCUAGGAGUGGAUGAGUGUGCGUGUUUCUGUGCAUGUCUGGGAGUCUGUUUGAGCCCACUCAGUCGCGUAUGAAUGAGCAGGAACGUUGAUGUCCACCCGUGGGUUCCUAAAACCAGCGUGUGUGUUCAGGCCCCUUUGUAUGUCUGAUUUAGAACAUCAUUCACGAGGGAACAAUGGGAUGCAGUGGUUGGGAAGGCUAGUUUCCCACUAGCUUCUCUUUCCUUCCUACCAAGCUAGGUCUGGGGACAGCUCGACUGUUGGUGGGAGAAGCCGGAGUGCUGGAUAAUCACAGUGUUUGGGAUAGCCUUAGGUUCUGCUCGGGCUGUCGUCCUUUUCCCCUCUCCCUCCCACCCCUCGGCUGUCUGUCCCUCUGGGGAUCUGGCCCUGCUUCUCACUGCCACUUCCAUCUGUGGCUCCCUCAGCUCCUUGGUAUACUUGUGGGUUUUCCCUCACCCUCAGGAAGAGCUGAGGAUCACAAACACACACACACACACACACGCUAACAGGUCCAUCCUCUCCCACCCUUCCUUGCCACAUAGAUGACAUACGGCCCCUUAUUGCCUUCUUAUCCCAGCUCUAGACUCCUAUUUUUUCUCCACAUUUCUCUCAGACUCCCUCAUAGAAAAGACUUUAAAGUUUUCCCCAAAAGCUUUCUUUUGAACUCUCCCUCUUUGCUGCCUCCUCCCUAAAUCAGAUCCCUACCCCUGUUCCACGCCGGUUUGGAAUCCAAGUUUUUGUUGUUGUUUUUCUCAGGCUGCCUGGGAGUUGUCCAGGGAGUGGGGAAGGUGGGAGGUUAGCAAUUUGCAGGGUCUGUUUUCUUCACGGACUAUCCCUAGAGUCACCCAGACCAUUAGAUCAAAGGUCCAUUCCCUCCUUGUUGGAAACCAGAUCUCUUACAAGGGAAAGUGGUUCUGGAGGCUUGAGCCUAAGACAGGGCCAGCCAGCCCAUAUCCUUAUGGUGGUAUGUGUAUAUGUGCACUGCACAAUGUGUUAACGAUGUGUAUGUCUAUAUGGCACAUGCUUUUGUCUAUGGGCACAGACCAGUCUUGAUGUGGGACCAGCUGUUCUAGCUGUAGCCAGAAUGGGAUGUAGAGUCAGUGAACGCUUAGGUGAGCACUUACGGCCUCCCAAAAAGGGAAAAGGGGCUGGGGGACACUUACACCAAUGUCAUUCUCUGACUAGUCUUUCCCUGCCCCUCUCACCCUGGGUCCCCACAUCCACUCAUUCCUUACAGAUCUUGAGUUCUUCCCAUCCGUCCCUCUCCCUAAUUUCCCCAAGAUGGGAACCUGAUAGAUAAAAAGAAACCUGUUUACUUCUUAUACCUUAUACCUUCCUGUGAGAUUUAAUCACAGAGAACCCAAGUCUCAACUCAAACUUCUCACCACCCACAACCACCAUCAGAGUCUUCAAGAUACCCAACACUUUUUAGGCCCAGGAGCUCCUAGACCAGGGUCCUUCGGGGCUAGGGCUGAGGGAGGAAGGUCCUGGCGAGAGAGAGGGCCGGCUUUUAUUGGGGAGGGGGGGAGUACAGGAUUGGGUCCCAGCCCCUUUACCAUAGCCAAUCUCAAACGUUUAGUACUAACAAUAGACUGAAGAGCAGUGGACCCUGAGGAUUCCAACUCCUUAAUGUGUCAUCUCUUUUCUGUGGCCUCAUUCCUUCUCUAUUUCUGGCCUGAUUUCUGUCUCAUCUCUUUCCUUUUCCCUUCCCCCACUCCCCUUCUCUUUCUCUGUCUCUCUUAUUUCUGUGUCUCUCUCCCUCCAUACCUCUUGCCCAUCACAACCCCUACUGUCAGUUCAGCGUGUGUGUGUUUCUUUCUCUUGAUUUUUCUUAGCCCCUCUAUAUGUUGUUCUGUAUCUCCUCCACUCCUUUCCUCCAUCCUGCUGGACACAUGCUCAGAGCUGGGGUCCCCCUCUCUCCCUCUCCUCUAGUGGGGGCUACAGGGUGAGGGGGGUCAGAUGGGACAGACAGGGGAUUUCACAUCCUCCCCUCGGCCCAGGCCCAGUCCCAUCCUGUGCUGUAUAAAGGAAUAGCAUUGCUGUGUAUUCGUACUCCGCCUAACCUCCCUCCGCUCUGUGGCGGCAGACAGGCGGACCCUGUACAGUAGAACUAGCUGCAUGUAAUCUGUAUGGACAACAGCAUUAUAUAUAAUGCAAUAAAGUGAAUUACCUACAA